AGAGGAACUUCUGGAUUUGUAUCACUACAUCUUUCAAGAAUGGACAAAUACUUCUCACUCAUCUUCACUAUGAUUUUAAUGGGUAUGUCAGGCUGGUGUAUGGCAAAAGAUAUCAUGGUGUAUUCAGGACAGCUAGGAGAAACACUUAAUAUUGUUUGUCCAUAUCAGCAACGCGUAGAUCGUUGGAAGAAGAAGGUAUGGUGUAAGGAAGAUGAUGUCGGUUUUUGUCAGCUUGUUGUUAGUGUUCAACCCUACUGGAUGAAGUUCACCAAAAGAAUAAAUGGGAACACUGAUAUUUCUGACAAUCAUCAUGAGGGUUUUAUCACAAUCAAUAUGACAAAUCUACAAAAAUCCGAUGCUGGUGUUUACCAGUGUAGAACGGUUACAUUUGGAGAUGUUAGCACUCUACAAUGGAUCCAAAUACAAGUGCAUGAAAACCAUAUGGAUGGAAAUGUUUCGGCACAGUACAGCAUAUCUGGGUCACCAAGUGAAACACAAAUUCCUGUAAUGCUGGUUGUUACUGGAAGCUUCCUCAUCUCAUUCAAGUUACUUCUUCUGGGACUCCUCUACAUUUGGUGGAAAAGACAUAAAGCCUCCUACUCAACCAGUGUGGACCUAGAACAGUUUUCUACUCCUUUAUCUGCUGGAUAUUCCGAUGCUGAACAUUCCCUUCCCAAUACCAGAGAGGAUACAAAUUAUUGUCCACUGUAUAUUAAUUAUGUUUAUAUGGGGCACCUAAACCAAGGACAUUGACAGCAAUAAAUAAUCCUUACUAAAUUCACUAACUUCUCAUAAAUCAUCCACUUCCCAA
Hyla sarda is the source of this 811-nucleotide messenger RNA. Its product is annotated as triggering receptor expressed on myeloid cells 2-like. Gene Ontology annotation, molecular function: signaling receptor activity. Gene Ontology annotation, cellular component: cell surface. Lineage: Eukaryota; Metazoa; Chordata; Amphibia; Anura; Hylidae. Bases 40 to 753 code for a protein of 237 amino acids. The record is from RefSeq and is a predicted model, not a curated record. The transcript is spliced from 4 exons.